Messenger RNA from Penicillium alfredii, 1551 nucleotides. RefSeq names its product gluconeogenesis transcription factor RDS2 (gene acuM). Bases 1 to 1551 code for a protein of 516 amino acids. NCBI's taxonomy places the organism in Eukaryota, Fungi, Ascomycota, Eurotiomycetes, Eurotiales, Aspergillaceae. The transcript has 3 exons. The record is from RefSeq and is a predicted model, not a curated record. Gene Ontology annotation, molecular function: RNA polymerase II transcription regulatory region sequence-specific DNA binding. Gene Ontology annotation, cellular component: nucleus.
AUGACAGACAAGAGCCCUGCGCCCGGCGGCGCACCUGCAACGAAAUCGAGGCCCAGCACAUCUGGAGAUGCAGGGAAGGACGCGAACGAGUCGCCAGCAUCUGCGGCCAAGCCCGAGUCGAUUGGCGCGGGCAGUCACUCUAGUCCCAAGAAGCGCCGCAAGGUGAAUCACGGUAAGGUGCCGUCGCGCGGCAUGCGACAGGGAUCUCUGGGCGCAGACGCGGGCCGCAUGGGACGGCCUUGUUCUCGAUGUAUAAAACGCAAUAUCGGUCAUUUGUGCCAUGAUGAACCCAGAGAACCGCCAAAACGGACGCAACAGGAUUCUGCGGCAGACGAGGAGGGCUCAUCGAACAAUGAACUAGCCAACGUUCAGGGUAUGCCUCCCAAUGUCGACGUCCCAGAUGCUGCCGGUCAGCAAAUCCUUCCUGAAGGCACGAUUGGGAUCCCGCCUUCUUCUAUAAAUCCGUCUUCGUCGGUACAACCUGCGAGCCUUUCCUCGUCCAGUCAAGGUCUCGAUAGCAAUUCCCAGUCGCUCAUGGCAUACAAUGACUGGCUGGGUGGGCAGAAUCAGUUCCAGGACAUGCAUUCCCUUCAUCCAUCGUAUAUGUUCAAUGCCCCCGAGGUGACAAACGAGUAUAACCUGCUUGGGGACUUCCUUAGCAAUAGCCUGUUGGACGAUGGUGCCAUGUAUCAGAACCAAGAUAUGCAAGGCAUCUACUCCGAUCCAUCGCUGAUGAACUCCAUGACAUCCCUGGGUGCUCCCAAUGGCCUGCCCCCGCCAACACAGCUUCCGCCGCCGGCCCAAAGCCAACCGCCACAAGGCGACUCCAUCCAAAGGCCGACCUCGACGGUGGGGAAUGACAAGGCGCGAGAAACAUACUACAUGACAGCUGCCGACCCCUCAGGAUCCGACCCGCCAGAGGAACGCAUGAACAAGCUUCUCAAGGCGAAGUACGAUGCGGGGUUGCUGAAGCCGUUCAAUUACGUCAAGGGGUAUGCACGUUUAAAUCAAUACAUGGAAAAGAACAUGCAGCAAGUGUCACGGCAGAAGAUCCUUCGGCAGCUCGACAAGUUCCGACCCAAGUUCCGCGAGCGCAUGCAGAGUCUGACUGAUAUUGAGUUGAUUCUGGUGGAAAUGUGGUUCGAGCGGAGUUUGAUGGAAUAUGACCGGGUUUUCGCCAGUAUGGCGAUUCCCGCCUGCUGCUGGCGACGGACGGGCGAGAUCUUUCGAGGCAACAAUGAGAUGGCCCAGUUGAUUGACGUCCCGAUUGAGGGUCUACGCGAUGUAAGUUCCGAGUUUGCUCUACUGUUAUGUUCUGUUGUGGAUUCUAAUGCAGCUAUUGUUUGUCAGGGCAAGCUCGCCAUCCACGAGAUUAUCGUGGAGGACCAGCUCGUGAGCUACUGGGAGAAAUUCGGCGCUAUCGCCUUCGACAACACUCAGAAAGCAAUGCUUACCAGCUGCACAUUGAAGAGCCCUAAUCCCAAUGCGACUGGGGAUGGCAUUCAAUGCUGCUUCUCCUUUACGAUUCGACGAGAUAACCACAACAUGUAA